Molecule: messenger RNA, 1278 nt
Organism: Tribolium castaneum (red flour beetle)
Lineage: Eukaryota; Metazoa; Arthropoda; Insecta; Coleoptera; Tenebrionidae
Product: hydroxysteroid dehydrogenase-like protein 1
Exons: 7
Coding region: 189-1184 (331 amino acids)
Cellular component (GO): endoplasmic reticulum
Molecular function (GO): oxidoreductase activity
Source: RefSeq, a predicted model, not a curated record
GGAGUCGCGUACAGAGAGGGGAUUAUCUAUAUGGGGUCCCGUCGUCUGUGAUGGUUCCUAUCAAUGCGUUAUUGUCGCAUUUACUUUCAUGAUAAUACGAGCCGCUUUUAAUUGACUCAAACACCCGAUUGGUGAAAUAUGUAAUUGACCCGGCAUUGUGUUCGAAAUUAUUCUAGUCGCAUUGUUUUAUGGAUUAUUUCCAUUUUUUCAGAUUUGCAAUGUCAGUAGAAUGCAGCUUGUCCACUCUGAUUUUGGCUGUGUUUGGAUGUAUUGUGAUUUUCUUAUUUUUGUUAAACACACUAUGGGGACUGAUGCAAGCAACUCGUGCCAUAUUAGCUCCGUUCUUUUUACCCCAGGAAGAAACAUCACUGAUUAAGAAAUACGGUCAAUGGGCAUUAAUUACAGGCAGCACAGACGGAAUUGGCAAAGCGUACGCUCAUGAACUUGCCAAAAGAGGACUGAACAUAGUUUUAGUGAGUCGAAGCACGCAGAAAUUAAACAGUGUCGCCAAGGAAUUAGAGACUGAAUAUUCGAUUAAAACCAAGAUUAUUUCCGCUGAUUUUUCUCUGGGGGCGCAAGCAAUCAAAAUAAUUAAACAAGAACUGGGCGUAUUAGACAUCGGAAUAUUAGUAAACAAUGUGGGGAAGCAGUACGACUACCCCAUGUACUUGGGGGAAGUCCCCGAGCGCGACCUGUGGGACAUCAUCAACAUAAACGUGGGGGCUGUGACCCUGCUAUGCCGUCUGUUCGUUGAAGACAUGAAGAGGAGAGGUCGUGGAGCAAUCGUGAACGUAUCGUCCGGGUCUGAGCUCCAACCCCUACCUCUAAUGACCGUUUACGCAGCAACAAAAGCCUACAUAAAGAGCUUCACGGCUGCUCUUCGAUACGAAUACGCCAAACACGGCCUUACGAUCCAACACCUCUCACCUAUGUUUAUAAACACCAAAAUGAACAAUUUCAGCCAAACAUUGCGAGAAUCCAGCACUUUCAUCCCAGAUGCCAGCACUUAUGCAAGACAUGCUGUCAGCACCUUGGGGAAAAUGGACGAGUCGACGGGUUACUGGGCCCACGGAAUACAAUACUUUUUCACGAGUAUUCCCCCGGUGUGGAUACGGAUGUACAUCGGUGGUUACAUGAAUAAGAUCUUCAGGAAUGAAUAUUUUACAAUAAAAAACAAAAUGUAAUUUGAAAAAAGUUCUUUAUUUUCGUGUUAUUUGUGUUACAAACAAUUAACUUAAUUAAAACUGAGUUAAAAUAAAAUUUAAUUUUACUAAAACA